AUGCAACGUACACCGCCAUCGGCUACUUUUAAAUGUGCAUCCAACCCCGAUAUUCCUAACUCAGCGCUUAAUAUCCGCGAUACUGAUUGCUUUGUUAACCUACGUAAGCGUAAACAACCCGAAUCGGAUAUGGCGAGCUCCGUAGUGGAGGUUGUCGAGCAAAAAAUAAAUGAACAGCUUGCAGCUUGGAAGAAUCGGCUGGACACAAACAUCGCCGAAACCAUAAGAAACGCUGUUAACGCGACACUUGAGCACGAAAUGAGUAAAUUAACCUCGUCUAUUAACAACUCACUGAAAGAUAUAACUACUAGACUGGACGACAUAGAAAAAUCUAUAACCUACUCAGGUGAAAGACAAGAUAAUUUUGAGAGUCGAUUGAAGUUAAUUGAAGAAAAAGUUGUCGCGGGUGGCUCUGUGAAUUCCCAAAUUGCCGCCUUAGAGAAUAAAAUUGAAUCAAUGGAGCAACAGGCAAGGCAAUAUAAUAUCGAGAUUGCUAAUCUCCCGGAACGCCGUAAUGAAAAUCUUAUAACCUUAUUAGAGAAAAUAGGUGCAAUAAUAAAACAUCCUAUCAAUGCCACAGACAUUCUCUCCGCUCAUCGUGUACCCCAUUUUGAUCAGAAAAAUCAACAUCCCAAAAAUGUGAUUGUUAAAUUAUCCUCCAAAAUAUUGCGAGACAACAUAGUUGUGGCGGCGAGGGCAGUAAGAGGAGUCAGAUCUGACCAACUCUCAAUCUCUGGCACUCCGUGUACGAUUUAUUUAAAUGAGCACCUGACUCCAAAAAAUAAACAAUUAUUUCGUUUAUGCCGUGUCGCUGCGAAGAAGCAUAAUUAUAAAUAUACUUGGAUUAAGCAUGGUACUGUACUUGUUCGCCAAACCGAUUCAUCACCAAUAUUUGCAAUACGUAACGAACAAGACAUUGAUAAGAUCAAGUAG
Messenger RNA from Parnassius mnemosyne (clouded apollo), 933 nucleotides. NCBI's taxonomy places the organism in Eukaryota, Metazoa, Arthropoda, Insecta, Lepidoptera, Papilionidae. The record is from the annotation of a GenBank genome assembly.